Exaiptasia diaphana is the source of this 1580-nucleotide messenger RNA. RefSeq lists its product as uncharacterized. The coding region runs from base 128 to 1288 and encodes 386 amino acids. The transcript has 2 exons. Lineage: Eukaryota; Metazoa; Cnidaria; Anthozoa; Actiniaria; Aiptasiidae. The record is from RefSeq and is a predicted model, not a curated record.
GUGUCAUAAGACCUUCGCCAUUAGUGGAGUUUUAACGCAAUCAUCACGAACKUAUAUUAAACCUGAAGAAUCACGAUUAYAAACAUUCUAUUUUGCCCAAGUGUCGCUUCCAAAACGUUCAAGAAUCAUGAAGGUCCAAUAUGCCGUUCCUAUAAUAGCGAGCUUGCAAAUUGUUUUCGUUGAAAGUCAAUCUCACUGCAUUGGCACCUGCUAUUCUGGACGACUUUUCCCAGAGUCCCAGGACAUCUUCCAUGGAAAACAUCUCAAAGGAUACUCAUACAACAACAUCACCACUGAUGAUCCAGUCAAGUGUUACCGUCAUUGUGUCCAAGAUUGUCGUUGUAAGGCGUGUCAGAUGAAAGAUGCAAGAUGUGAGUUGCUGGAUGAGGACAAGACUUCCAAGGCUGACAAUUUUACAGCUGAGUCAGGAUACGUGUACUUUGAUCUUAAACAGACACUGUACCAAGGGAAAUCUGACAUUGUACAACCAGGUGUGUGCUAUAAUGGAUGCUGUCGAUCUCAACCCUGCAGGAACGGAGGGACAUGCGUAGAACACUGCAUCAGUCCAAAAAAGAAAUUCUCCUGCACGUGUCCGCUGAACUACCACGGCAUUGUGUGUGACAAAGAACACGUGAUCACCUCGUGCCUUGAUGUAUUGAGAUAUCAUACGCCAAAAGGCAGCCAUCCAGUUAACGGAAAAUACUACUUGCACCUUCAGGGUUUGAUAAACCGUCAAGUGUUUUGUGCAUUUGAGUCUCAAAACAGGGCCUGGACCCUCGUAGAGUCUUUUUCCAUUUCCAAAGUUGCCAUCUAUCGUAAAAUAGCUUUUCAUCAGGGCGGAAUGAUUUUUCGAAAUUUUGAAAAUCCAAACUGGCAUGACUAUCGCCAUGGCCGGUCCUUCAUUAACUACGUUCGACCAAAGUCCACUAUGUUUCGAGUCACGUGUGACUUUCCUCGCAGAUCCUCAUUGGUUCCUGACUAUCUCUUUGGUUACCUGCGUGACUAUGACAUCAUUGACCAUGGUGACGUAGAUGGUGAAUGUUUUAACUUUGCUCGCAUUAACAUCAGAGGCAAAGACUUUUUUAACCAGAGUGCACAGGUUUGGCAAAAAGCUGGACAACGCCAUUUCCAUAUUGACUGUGUUGGAUCGAGGGAUUGUGGUUUGACUGGUGCUGGCUGCAUCGAUGGCGAAGAUAAUUUCGGUUACUAUCACCCCGUUAUUAACACAACAAAAUGCACCGAAAAAGAGAACUCGACUACUCAAUUCUGGUUAGGGGAAGAAAUGUAAAAUACUGAACCAAAAAAUGAAACCAUGAUUAACACGAUUGGCUACUCAGAAAAAGAAUCGAACCAACUGAUUCUUAAAGUGGGCGAACAGAAAUUUGUAGAUAUUGUUUUCUUAGGCCUCACUACAGCAUCAGCACAUCUUGAAUUAUUCACGAAUUUUAUUGUAAAGACAUUAAUAGAACUUGUCAUGACGUUCCUGACGUUGAGCUUUGAGAAAAGCAAACUAUUCUAUUGGAUAUCAAAAUAUUAAAAUCAAUGUAUGUAUAUUACUACACCAAAAUUUCACAAUUAAA